AUGAGUAAUGAAUGGCUCAAAUUAGGAAUUAGUAAUAAAUGUAACGUAACAUGUAAUUGCAGUUACAAAGAUGGUCCUUUUGUUGCAAAAAGGGAAGAUGCCCUACCCAGUGACAUAGGCUUUACCAGAUAUACUCACAGUCUUUCAAGUGGAGGACCAUUUACUCUUAAGAGAGAGUUAGCUAAAGGUGGAGGCCAAAUAGGGGUAACACCAGGAUCAGACACUGAAAUUCAAACUGUUACGGAAGUUUCUGUCUAUUAUUGGAAUGGAGAACCUGACAAUCCUAUUCUGCUUGGAAUUAAAAAGAGUAGUUUGCAGGAUGAUAGUAAUCAACCAAAGUACUACGGUAAACUACUCAGUGUUUGGGGUCCUAGCCAAGUGGAAGGUCUGGAAGAACAACAGGCACUAGAUCACCAAAACUGCCAACACAACAGUGCUAUACCUUUUGAUAUCAAGAACCCAUUAUUGUUUUCUGCAAGUAACUCUGAGUGUUUAAAUUCCAGGACACAAGUAAUAUCUAGUAAUGGUUCCAGACAAAUUGGUAAAGAUGAUAGGUAUUUGAUAGAAUACUACAAGAUUAAUAAUGUUAAUGUCAAAAUUUCCAGAGCUACAUAUAACAACGAGGAUACUACCGUUACACCACCUAACAUACCUAUAUCUCAAAUAAGGGUAUAUUAUUGGUCUAAAAGACCGUCUGAGCCUCUUAUGGUUGAGUUUAAACCAAGGGGUAGAUGGGAAUCGGUUUGGUUUGAGAGAUUAACCCAUGCAGGCACCGUAUGGGAAUCUAUAUGCAAAAUAGACUCAGAAGCCUUUUAUUCUGAACCAAAAAAAUUAGAUUCAAUUCCACAAUUCAUUAAAAGGUUAGAUAAAGUAAGCUGCACGAUUAAUCAUGCUGUUAAAAUAGAUAUAUCCAAGAAGGAUGUUAGGUAUUGUCAUGAAAAAUGUUCAAACAAAAGGAUAUACUCUAAGAGAGUCAGUAGUGAAAUUCCGAACUAUAUAAUCUAUGAACAUAUUUCUGCCAUUGAUAAUGAGAAAACUUUCACAAUAUCUUCGAUAUACAACGAUAUUAUAAAACAGGAUAUUGGUGAUCUAGUUCUAAAUCUUUAUAAUAUAGAAAAGUUAAUAGUAUUUUUUCCAACAUGUAACGAAAGAGUCCCUGUUGCGAUACAUAUUGAACAUAUGGUAGGACCUAUAAAAGAAGAUAAAUGGCUUGAAAGAACAUCUGACGAUAACUGGAGAGAUGUCACUAUAGACUUUCAGGGGAAAACUGGUGAUGUAGUAGCAUUAAAAGGUCUUAUGGACAAGAUUAGAGAGGAUACAGAAGCAUGUAAUCAAUAUCACCUUCCUAAUACACAACAUACUAGUGCUCUAGCAGGAAAAGUACCCACUUUGGAUGAUGAAACUGUUGAUGUCAGUCUGAAAAAUGAUCUUGGAGGUGAUGACCUGGGUUAUGGAGAUGAGGAAUAUUACGAAGUAAAGGAAGAAGAUAAAUUGGAGAUUCCCACACUUUCAGCUCUACAAAGUUCUCCACAAGGAAUUACUAUUGAUAUAAGGAGAAAACUUAGUGAAGACGGCGGAACAUACAUUCCUCCAAAUGGGCAAAUUGUUCAACUGAGUAGGGAAGAGUAUCCCCUAGGCUCUGGCUUCUACAAGUUCACACAUAAGUCACCCAGUGGAGGCUCUUUUAAGGUUAAGGAAGUUAAGUAUGAUGGUAAAACCAUAAAUCAUUCUCGAUUACAAUUUGACAAUGCUAGUGAUAUUGAGCACCUUGCGGUAUGGUAUUGGUCUGGAGAUACUUCCAUGAAUAGCCCUCUUCUCACAGAAGUGAAAGUGAGAGCUGGAGAAUACAAGUAUAGUAAAAAUGAGGGAGGAAAUAAUUGGGUUCAACAUGCCAGAGACUCUUCAGAAGAAAAGAGACCAUUCCAAGGUGAAUCCCUUGAACAUACACUAGAUGGUCUUAACUGCCAACAUAACAAUGCAGUUACCAUGGAUCUAUCUUUUCAAAAUUCUGAGGAGCGUUCUAAGAAGCAUACCAGUAGUGGAAAUGGUAAUAGAUAUUGUUGCAUUUACCACAAGGAGACUAGUGCGAAAAGGAUCACUGUUACUCCACAUGAAGUUUCUUGUACAGAACAUUCUAACAACUCAACUCAUAUUCCCUACUUCAAACAUGAUGUUACUUGUGCUGGUAAAGUUAAGCUUGCAAAGAUAAAAUACUAUCCAAAUGGUAGCAAUAAUAGUAUUAGGAAGAGAAUUAAACUAGAGGACAAUGACUUUCCUAUAGAGGGUUCACUCACUGUUUCUGCAUUCUACUGUACAGGAGAAGCUCCAGUGCUGAUUUACUUGGAAUAUAAUGGUAAAAAGGAUCACCUUAAAGGAUGGUAUAAGAAGGGAACUCAGGAUACUGAUCCCUGGGGAAGAGUUGCUGGUAACAUCUCCACUAAAACACCUUAUGGUAUCAAAAGCUGUAGUGACGAGAGAUUUAAAGCACUUGUGAAGGAACUAAGUUCAUUCGGAUGUAAAUAUGGACAAUGUCCUGAAUAUACUAAACUUUCAUUUCCACAGGAUUUUGGUAGAUCCAGUGCUACUGGACGUGAACCUCCUGUUGUUAAUGACGGUAAAACUGGAGGAGACAUUGGUGAAGAUUGUCUAAAAACAUUAGUAAACCUUGGAAUAACUGGAUCAGUUGUGGCUAGUGCAGUUGGUAUAGAAACUCUAAGGACAACUCUUGAACUGGCCAGAAAGGCCAUUGAUGCUCUUCCUACUGAAAACCAUACUACUAAAGGUUAUUUUGCUCCUGUUAUGGGAUCUCAAGGAUCUGGUGCUGCUGGUUCUUCUGGACCUAAAAUCCCUGAAGGACAAAAUUUUGUUCAAAAUGCUCAAGAUUCUAGCUCCGAAAAUCUUAAAUCGGAACCAGCGCUAAAGGCUGUUAAUGGAUCUUCUGUAGCUCCUACUCAACAACCUAGUGCUUAUGGUGAUUCUAAUAGUGGUAAAAAUGCUAAAGCUGAAGGACUCCCUAAAAUAGAUGAAUUACCUCAAGCUGAAGAAGCUGUUAGUCGAUAUUCUGAAUCCUCUGAAAAAGAACAAAAUGUUGUUAAAUCUGAAAUUUCUCAACUUACUAAAACAUCUCUCCAAGCUACUGAAACUCAAGGUGAAGGUAUUCGACCUGGACCUGCUCCCGCUGGAGGAGGCGGUGGAGAAACUUCUAAAGCUGAUCCUCCUGCUGAAGGUCAACCUAAAGUUGCUGGUUCUACUUCCUCUGCUUCUCAACCUCCUGGAGAACCUAAAUCUCCUCAAGCUAUUGUUGCUGAAACUGCCGCUACUGCUACUGGUCUUGGUGUAAUAUUUGGAUCAUCCUCAGGUACUCUCGCCGGAGCUGGUGGUCUUACUGGAUUUGGUUGGUGGAUCUACAAACGUUCUAGAGGAGAUCCUUGGGUUAGACACGGAUAUCCUAGAGUUUUUAAAGAAUGUGCCAUAUUGAGUAUGCAUAGAUCCACUUGUGGACUUCUAUUAUAG
Theileria equi strain WA is the source of this 3513-nucleotide messenger RNA. RefSeq lists its product as hypothetical. The record is from RefSeq and is a predicted model, not a curated record. The coding region runs from base 1 to 3513 and encodes 1170 amino acids. The transcript has a single exon. Lineage: Eukaryota; Apicomplexa; Aconoidasida; Piroplasmida; Theileriidae.